This is a messenger RNA of Mytilus trossulus (common blue mussel), 1686 nucleotides long. Its product is annotated as E3 ubiquitin-protein ligase TRIM71-like. Gene Ontology annotation, molecular function: zinc ion binding. The record is from RefSeq and is a predicted model, not a curated record. Lineage: Eukaryota; Metazoa; Mollusca; Bivalvia; Mytilida; Mytilidae. Bases 1 to 1686 code for a protein of 561 amino acids. The transcript has a single exon.
AUGGGAACGUCUGCUUCAGUCCCAAAUAGUCAGGUGUCCAUCGGUUGUCAGCUCUGUCAAGGCAAAAAUACAAUUCAAUGGAAAUGUGUUAAUUGUCAAUUUUUAAUGUGCAGUAGUUGUAAAGAUAAUAUUCAUCUCAGAAUUGCUAAAGACCAUAUCAUCAGAAACCUAAAUGAUAUUGGGGAAUUAGAUUCAGGAGAAAGUUUUAACUUUUGUGACGUGCAUUGUAAUGAACAUUCUAAUCAAGUUUGCUGCUCGUAUUGCAGAACUUGUAAAAACGUUGUCUGUUUGAAAUGUGUGAUGAAAGUGCACAAUGGACACGAGUUUGUAGAUGAGGAGGAAUUUCUAGGUAAAAAGAAAAAGUUAUGGGAGGGACAUAAAAAUGCAGUGACAAAAUUAAGUGAACUGUCUACUGAAGAACACAAAUGGAGAAAUAUAAAAGAAUCAGAGGAAGCCAUGUAUAAUAAAGCAAAAGAAAAUAUUCAGAAUAGAUCAAUAAAUGAUGGGGAUCGGUGGUCUGAAAAGCUUAUUGACUUAGAAGAGAUUAAACGAUCAAUUAAUCAGGAAAUUGAUAGAGAAUUAAGAAACCUAGCCGAAGACAAACGAAAGUUUCAGGAGGUUAUCAAUGUUGUAGAUCUAAUUAAAAGUUCUAAAGAUUUUUAUAAGUUCUUUGAAAGGUUUAAGGAGUUGUUAACUUCAUUGAAUUAUGUUAUUGUUCCAUUCAAGUCAAACAUUGGAUCUUUAUCAGACUUUAUUGAAGGAGAAAAUUUAGUAAGUGAAUCUUGUCGGCUAAAAACAAACCAUUCAGGUUCAACACAUAUUUUUAAAGUAGUCCAACAGUAUACUACAGAUAUUAGAAAGAUUUCUUUAUUAACUGAGUUACCGGACCAAACACUAUUGAUAUCUGACAAUUCAUCAAAAGUUCUUCAACAUGUGAAUUUAGAGGGAACUAGUGUCCAAGUGAAAUCUAACAUGACUAUUAAGAUAUUUGGUAUGGCAGUCAGUCCUGCAGGUGACAUUCUUGUAUCCACUUCUGGCACAAGGCUUAAAAUACUAAACCUGAAGACUGGUGAGAUAACAGAUUCAGUAUUCAAUGUACAUCCUUUAAAGGCACUUUUCUUACAUGCAACUAGAGAUCACAGAGUCAUUAUAGGGGCCAGAUCUCCAGAACAUAAAUAUUCCGAUACAGGGAGAUGUGUUGUAAUAGUUAUGAACCAAGAAGGGAAAUAUCUAAAGGAGUAUGAACAUGAUGGUAAAAACAAAUCAUUAUUUACCUACCCUCGUUCUAUAUCCAGUACAAGUGACGACAGGAUCUUUGUAGUGGACAGGGUCAAUGAUGAUGCUAGAGGUAGAGUGGUUGUUUUAGCACGAGGAGGAGAAAUCAUACAGAUAUACUCGGGUCAUCCUCAUAUCAAUACAGAAAGGAAACCAUUUAAACCUGUUUAUGUAUCUACAAUAUCAUCAGAACGAAUUAUUGUUACAGAACUGGAAACUAAUGCCGUACAUAUUUUAAAUAACUAUGGACACUUUAUUACAUUUUAUAAUAUCUUGGACAUAGGAAUUGAAAGGCCGUAUUCUCUUGCUUUGUCUUCAUCAGGACAUUUAUAUCUUGGAUGUACCUGUAAACACGGAAGUCCAGACACCUUCAUGUCAAAACUUUAUGAAUUAGAAUACUCCGGAAUCUAA